Molecule: messenger RNA, 1450 nt
Organism: Pseudopipra pipra
Lineage: Eukaryota; Metazoa; Chordata; Aves; Passeriformes; Pipridae
Product: interleukin-17F-like
Exons: 3
Coding region: 357-833 (158 amino acids)
Biological process (GO): inflammatory response
Cellular component (GO): extracellular region
Molecular function (GO): cytokine activity
Source: RefSeq, a predicted model, not a curated record
GUGGGAGGCAGUAAAAAAGCUGCCUGAACAAUUUUUUUUUGCUCUUUUUCUUUCCUUAUCUCUUUAUCUGCCUGAAGAAAUAGUAUUGGCUAAUUUGGGAUUCUGGUGAUAGUGUCUGCCCUCCCCUUUUUGGGGGUAGAUGGAAGGAAGUGGGCUAGAAAAUGAAAUAUUCAGCUCUUAACCUCAGGUCAGGUAAGGCAGCUGUGCUGCAAUGGAAAGGGUGGUAGUGGCUGAACUUUGCUAUAAAAAGGAGAUCACAACUGUCUUUGAGACACAAGCAGGUGGAAGGGGCCUCAGAGAAGAACUCUCGUGCCUUGUCACCCUGUAUAUCCGCCCAAAGCAGCAGAGAGGUUGCCAUGGCUUUUUCCAGCUACACUGCUGUGUUCAGAUCACUGGUUUUGGUGCUGGUUCUAGCACUCACUGUAAGUUCCAGAAAGGCCAGUGCCUCUGUGAGGCUGAGUGAAGAUUGCCUGAACCAAAAGGAUCUCAAAUUCCCCACAGCAGUGGAAGUCAACAUUCGUAUCAGCAAGUCACAUCAUGCCUUUAGGAUGGUCCAUGAUAUCAGGAACCGAUCUCUCGCUCCUUGGGAUUACAGGCUCGACAAGGAUCCCAACCGCUUCCCCCAGGUGAUUGCUGACGCCCAGUGCCGCCUCUCUGGCUGUGUGAGCCCCCUGGGGCAGGAGGACCACAGCCUCAACUCCGUCCCCAUCAAGCAGGAGAUCCUGGUCCUGCGGCGGGAGCAGCAGGGCUGCCAGCCCACCUACCGCCUGGAGAAGAAGGUCAUCACCGUGGGCUGCACCUGCGUCACUCCAGUCAUCCACCACCACUCCUAGGAGGAAUUAUUAGGGCAGGCCACACUGGGAAGAAGCAAGAAAUCCUACAGACACCCCUCUGGUGAAAUCCCACAGUUGCCCACCGCGAAUCCCAGGAAUUCAACACGACAUUGCCCUUUCCAAAUCUGAACAAAUUACCUCUUGAAAUUACCUCAUGAUUCAGCUGUUGUUGCUUGAUGGAUUUUAGAAUGGGAAUUGCCGGUAGCUGGUGAUGGAGGGGAGGGAGAAGGAUGGAGAAAAAGCUUUGUUUGUGACCCCAAGCAGUGAGAGGGUAAAGCAGUGCUUUUUUGAAUUUAUUUUUCAUUGUAGUUUUUAUCAGUUUGGUGAGUCAAAGGAGUUAUAUUUUCAAAAGUUGUCCUUGGCAGUAAGUUGCCCUAAUGAAUACAUACCUACCAGCACUGCCAUAAAAAAUUCCUCCUCUUGCACCUUCUCCUUCCCUUACUCAUCCCCUACCCCUUUCCCUUCUCUGUCCACCUCUGCUUACUAAGAUAUUAUCUGUGUCAAUCAAAUAUUUAUAAUUCUAUUUAUGUCUUCUAUUUAUGAUUGUAUUUAUGGCUUUGUGUGUGCUCAGAGUACAAAAAAAAAGGAUAAUUUUAACCUGUAUUUAUUCAAUAACU